AUGAAUACAUUAAAUGUUAUGCCUUUCUGGAACAUGUUUUUAAUACAUGUAUUAUUAUUUAUCAUUAUUACUCUAGAAAAUGUACAAGGGCAAAUUUUUUUAAGAGAUCCUUUAAUCAAAACACAGAUUUAUGAUAAUGAAAAAAUUGAUGAAAAUAUUCAUAUUAGAAAAAGAAAAAAAAGAUAUAUUAAUGAUGAUAAAAAAAUACUUAUGGGAUUAACAAAAAGUGAAGAAGAUAAUGUUAAAUUUUAUUUAGAAAAAAUAAAUAAUUUAAUGUUAAAUGAACAUACGGAUUCUUUAGUAAAUGAAAAAAAUAGUGAUAAUAUAAAUAAAAAUAAAUUUAGUGAAAGAUUUAAAGAUUCAGUAUUAAUUAAAGUUGAAGAGAAUAAAAGUUAUUUUGAAGGUGAUAUUGUUUUAUUUCCUGACCAAGCUGAAACAUUAUAUAAAUCAGCAUUAAAAAAGGCUCGGCGUGUUAAAAGAAAAUUUAUAGGAACAAAAAGUAGAAGAUGGGAUCCAAAAAAACCUAUAUAUUUUAGUUUUGAUGGAUCACAUAGUGUUCAGGAACAAAGAAUUAUUGAAUUAGCAUUAGAACAUUGGCAUAAUAUAACAUGUCUUAAUUUUAUUAGACGAGAUGAUGAACCAAAAGGUAAUCGUCUUGUAUUUACAGAUGUUGAUGGAUGUGCUUCAAAUGUUGGAAGGCAUCCAUUAGGUGAACCUCAAUAUGUAUCAUUGGCACCAGAAUGUAUUCGUUUAGGUGUUAUUGCACAUGAAGUAGCACAUGCUCUUGGUUUUUGGCAUGAACAAUCAAGACCUGAUAGAGAUUAUUAUGUAAAUGUUAGAUGGGAAAAUAUUGAUAGAGAAUCAAAAGGACAAUUUUUAAAAGAACAACCUUCAGAUGUUGAUACAGCAAAUGUUCCAUAUGACUAUGGUAGUAUAAUGCAUUAUAGAAGUAAAGCUUUUGCUAGAUAUGAUGAUCUUUUUACAAUAAAUACAUAUAUAACUGAUUAUCAAAGAACAAUUGGUCAAAGAGAUCAAUUAAGUUUUAAUGAUAUAAGAUUAAUGAAUAGGAUAUAUUGUACAAAUACAUGCCCUAGAAUAUUACCAUGUCAACGUGGUGGUUAUACAGAUCCAAGGCAUUGUGAACGUUGUCGUUGUCCUGAUGGUUUUACAGGAACAUAUUGUGAUGUUAUAAUGCCUGGAUUUGGUGUUGAAUGUGGUGGUAAAUUAUCAGCAUCAUUAACAUGGUCAAAAAUAUCUUCACCAAAUUAUCCUGGUGAAUUUAAAGAGGGAAUGGAAUGUUCCUGGUUGCUAACAGCACCAAAAGGUCAACAUAUUCAAUUUCAAUUUAUAGGUCAAUUUGAAAUGUAUUGUAAAAUUCGUCAUUCAUUAUGUAUGGAUUAUGUUGAAGUAAGAAAUUCAACAGAUUUUGCAAAUACUGGUAUGAGAUAUUGUUGUUCUGGUACUCCAAAAAAUUCAAUUAUUUCAGCAACAGAAGAUAUGGUAGUUUUAUUUAGAUCAUUUUAUAGAGGUGGUAAAGGAUUUCAAGCACAAUUUAGAGCUAUUCCUCAACCAGGAAUAUGGGGAUCAUGGGAAAGUUGGAGUGCUUGUACAGCAAGUUGUGGUUCAUGUGGUACUCGAAGAAGAGUAAGAAAAUGUUUUCAUUCAAAUUUAUGUCCUGGUAAUGAUUCAGAAACAGAAGUUUGUAACUCUCAACCAUGUAAAGGAAUUUGUCCUAGAAGAAGAAUUGAAGAUACUCAAUGUGGUGGACUUCUAGCAUUACUUAAAGGUGUUGAAUGUAAAACAGAUAAAAUAGUUAAUGAAAGAUGUGAUGAAGUAUGUUGUGCGGGAUUUUCCUUGGUUAAUGGAAAUUGCAUCCGUUAA
This is a messenger RNA of Strongyloides ratti, 1881 nucleotides long. RefSeq names its product Astacin-like metalloendopeptidase. The record is from RefSeq and is a predicted model, not a curated record. The transcript has 4 exons. NCBI's taxonomy places the organism in Eukaryota, Metazoa, Nematoda, Chromadorea, Rhabditida, Strongyloididae. The coding region runs from base 1 to 1881 and encodes 626 amino acids. Gene Ontology annotation, biological process: molting cycle, collagen and cuticulin-based cuticle; proteolysis. Gene Ontology annotation, molecular function: metalloendopeptidase activity; zinc ion binding.